AUGAGGCGCAGCAAGGCCGAGGUGGAGCGGUACAUCGCCUCGGUGCAGGGCUCCGCCCCGUCGCCCCGAGAGAAGUCAAUGAAAGGAUUCUAUUUUGCAAAGCUGUACUAUGAAGCUAAAGAAUAUGAUCUUGCUAAAAAAUACAUUUCUACCUAUAUUAAUGUGCAAGAGAGAGACCCUAAAGCCCACAGAUUUUUGGGUCUUCUUUAUGAAGUCGAAGAAAAUACAGACAAAGCUGUAGAAUGUUAUAAGCGUUCAGUGGAAUUAAACCCAACGCAAAAAGAUCUUGUGUUGAAGAUUGCAGAAUUGCUUUGUAAAAAUGAUGUGACUGAUGGAAGAGCAAAAUACUGGGUUGAAAGAGCAGCCAAACUUUUUCCAGGAAGUCCUGCCAUAUAUAAGUUAAAGGAGCAACUUUUAGAUUGUAAAGGUGAAGAUGGAUGGAAUAAACUGUUUGACUUGAUUCAGUCAGAACUUUAUGCAAGGCCUGAUGAUGUUCACGUAAAUAUCCGACUGGUAGAGCUUUAUCGUUCAAAUAAAAGAUUGAAGGAUGCUGUGGCCCACUGCCACGAGGCAGACAGGAACACUGCUUUACGGUCAAGUCUAGAGUGGAAUUCAUGUGUUGUACAGACACUUAAGGAAUAUCUGGAGUCUCUGCAGUGUUUGGAUUCUGAUAAAAGUACUUGGAGAGCAACCAAUAAAGACUUACUUCUAGCCUAUGCUAACCUUAUGCUGCUUACACUCUCCACCAGAGAUGUGCAGGAAAGUAGAGAGCUACUGGAAAGUUUUGAUAGUGCUCUUCAGUCUGUGAAAUCUUCUGUGGGUGGAAAUGAUGAGCUAUCAGCUACUUUCCUAGAAACGAAAGGACAUUUUUACAUGCAUGUUGGCUCUCUGCUUUUGAAGAUGGGUCAGCAGAGUGACAUCCAGUGGCGAGCUCUUUCUGAGCUGGCUGCAUUAUGCUAUCUCGUAGCAUUUCAGGUUCCCAGACCAAAGGUUAAAUUAAUAAAAGGAGAAGCUGGACAAAAUCUACUGGAAAUAAUGGCCCACGAUCGCCUUAGCCAGUCAGGGCACAUGUUGUUAAACUUAAGUCGUGGCAAGCAAGACUUUCUAAAGGAAGUUGUGGAAUCUUUUGCUAACAGAAGUGGCCAGGCUGCUCUCUGUGAUGCUCUGUUUUCUAGUCAUUCAUACAAAGAGAGAGCUUUUCUUGGUAAUGAUGAUAUUGGAAACCUUGAUGGACAAGCACCAGACCCUGAUGACUUGGCUAGAUACGAUACUGGUGCCGUUCGAGCACAUAAUGGUAGUCUCCAGCACCUUACCUGGCUUGGGUUGCAAUGGAAUUCCCUGCCUACUUUACCAGCAAUUCGAAAAUGGUUAAAACAGCUUUUUCACCAUUUGCCUCAGGAGACGUCAAGGCUUGAAACAAAUGCACCUGAAUCGAUAUGUAUUUUAGAUCUUGAAGUAUUCUUACUCGGAGUUAUAUAUACCAGUCACUUACAAUUAAAGGAGAAGUGUAAUUCUCACCACACUUCCUAUCAGCCAUUGUGUUUGCCACUUCCUGUGUGCAGACAACUUUGUACAGAAAGACAGAAGACCUGGUGGGAUGCAGUUUGUACUCUGAUUCACAGAAAGGCAUUACCUGGAACCUCUGCAAAAUUGCGACUUCUAGUUCAGCGUGAAAUAAACAGUCUGAGGGGCCAGGAAAAGCACGGCCUUCAACCUGCUCUGCUUGUGCAUUGGGCACAGAGUCUGCAGAAAACAGGCAGCAGUCUUAAUUCCUUUUAUGAUCAGCGGGAAUACAUAGGCAGAAGUGUUCAUUACUGGAGGAAAGUUUUACCAUUGUUGAAGAUGAUCAGAAAGAAGAAUAGUAUUCCUGAACCUAUUGAUCCCCUGUUUAAACAUUUCCAUAGUGUGGAUAUUCAGGCAUCUGAAAUUGGUGAAUAUGAAGAAGAUGCACACAUAACUUUUGCUAUAUUGGAUGCUGUUAAUGGAAAUAUAGAAGAUGCCAUGACUGCUUUUGAAUCUAUUAAAAAUGUAGUUUCUUAUUGGAAUCUUGCACUGAUUUUUCACAGGAAAGCAGAAGACAUUGAAAAUGAUGCCUUGUCUCCUGAAGAACAAGAAGAAUGCAAAAAUUAUCUGAGAAGGACUAGGGACUACCUGAUAAAGAUUUUAGAUGAUAGUGAUUCAAAUAUUUCUGUGGUUCAGAAAUUACCUGUUCCCCUUGAGUCUGUCAAAGAGAUGCUGAACUCAGUUAUGCAGGAACUUGAAGACUACAGUGAAGGAGGUACUCUUUAUAAAAAUGGUUGCUUGCGAAGUGCUGAUUCAGAGUUAAAGCAUUCAACACCAUCUCCUACCAAAUAUUCUCUCUCACCAAGUAAAAGUUACAAGUAUUCUCCAAAAACACCACCUCGAUGGGCAGAAGAUCAAAAUUCUUUACUGAAAAUGAUCUGCCAGCAAGUAGAGGCCAUUAAGAAAGAAAUGCAGGAAUUGAAGCUAAAUAGCAAUAACUCUGCCUCCCCUCAUCGCUGGCCUGCAGAACAUUAUGGACAAGAGCCAGCUCCCGAUGGGUAUCAGGGGUCACAGACUUUCCAUGGGGCUCCACUAACAGUUGCAACUACUGGCCCAUCAGUAUAUUAUAGUCAGUCACCUGCAUAUAAUUCCCAGUAUCUUCUCAGACCAGCAGCUAAUGUAACUCCCACAAAGGGUCCAGUUUAUGGCAUGAAUAGGCUUCCACCCCAACAGCAUAUUUAUGCAUAUUCACAACAGAUGCACACACCACCAGUGCAAAGUUCAUCUGCUUGUAUGUUCUCUCAGGAAAUGUAUGGCCCUCCCUUGCGUUUUGAGUCUCCUGCAACAGGAAUUCUAUCACCCAGGGGUGAUGAUUAUUUUAAUUACAAUGUUCAACAGACAAGCACAAAUCCACCUUUGCCAGAACCAGGGUAUUUCACAAAGCCUCCACUUGUAGCUCAUGCUUCAAGGUCAGCAGAAUCUAAGGUUAUAGAAUUUGGAAAAUCCAAUUUCGUUCAGCCCAUGCAGGGUGAAGUAAUAAGGCCACCUUUGACAACACCAGCACAUACAACACAGCCAACUCCCUUUAAAUUUAACUCAAAUUUCAAAUCAAAUGAUGGUGACUUCACAUUUUCAUCACCACAGGUAGUGACACAGCCUCCUUCAACAGCUUACAGUAAUAGUGAAAGUCUUUUAGGUCUCCUGACGUCAGAUAAACCUUUACAAGGAGAUGGCUAUAGUGGACUAAAACCAAUAUCUGGUCAAGCUAGUGGGUCUCGGAAUACAUUCAGUUUUGGAAGCAAAAACGCACUUACAGAAAACAUGGGCCCAAAUCAGCAGAAGAAUUACGGUUUCCGUCGAAGUGAUGAUAUGUUUACUUUUCACGGUCCAGGGAAGUCCAUAUUUACAGCACCGGCUUCAGAGCUGGCAACUAAAGGUCAUGAAACAGAUGGAGGAAGUGCUCAUGGGGAUGAGGAGGAUGAUGGGCCUCACUUUGAGCCUGUGGUACCUCUUCCUGACAAGAUAGAAGUAAAAACUGGUGAGGAAGAUGAAGAAGAAUUCUUUUGCAAUCGUGCAAAAUUGUUCCGUUUUGAUGGUGAAUCCAAAGAGUGGAAAGAACGUGGGAUAGGCAAUGUAAAAAUACUAAGGCAUAAAACAUCUGGUAAAAUUCGCCUUCUGAUGAGACGAGAGCAAGUAUUAAAGAUCUGUGCUAAUCAUUACAUAAGCCCAGAUAUGAAACUGACACCAAAUGCUGGCUCAGAUAGAUCUUUUGUAUGGCAUGCCCUUGAUUAUGCAGAUGAAUUGCCAAAACCAGAACAGCUUGCAAUUAGAUUCAAAACUCCCGAGGAAGCAGCACUAUUUAAGUGUAAAUUUGAAGAGGCCCAGAACAUUUUAAAAGCCUUAGGAACAAAUGCAUCUACAGCACCAAAUCAUACUCUCAGAAUUGUAAAAGAACCUGCAACUCAGGAUAACAAGGAUAUCUGCAAAUCUGAUGGUGGAAACUUGAAUUUUGAAUUCCAGAUUGUAAAGAAGGAAGGGCCUUAUUGGAAUUGUAACAGCUGCUCGUUUAAGAAUGCUGCAUCUGCUAAGAAAUGUAUAUCAUGCCAAAAUACCAACCCAACCAGUAACAAAGAGAUCCUAGGCCCUCCAUUAGUUGAAAAUGGCUUUGCUCCUAAAAUUGGCCUGGAAAAUGCACAAGAUCGAUUUGCAUUGACUCCAAAUAAAGAAGGUCAUUGGGAUUGCAGUGUUUGUUUAGUAAGAAAUGAACCCACUGUAUCUAGGUGCAUUGCAUGCCAGAAUACAAAGUCUGCUAACAAAAAUGGGUCUUCCUUUGUUCAAACUUCUUUCAAAUUUGGCCAAGGAGAUCUUCCUAAGUCUGUUGACAGUGACUUCAGAUCUGUUUUUUCUAAAAAAGAAGGUCAGUGGGAUUGCGGUAUAUGCCUAGUCCGAAAUGAAGGAAGUGCUACAAAAUGUGUUGCUUGUCAGAACCCAGGAAAACAGGCUCCGUCUUCCGCCUCAUCCCCUGCUGCUUUUAAGGCUGGCACUUCAGAUGCAAGUAAAACUUCCAAGAGUGGAUUUGACAACAUGUUUGCUAAGAAAGAAGGACAAUGGGAUUGUAGUUCAUGCUCAGUGAGAAAUGAAGCAAAUGCUAUAAAAUGUGUCGCUUGUCAGAAUCCUGUUAAACCAAGUUCAUCUACUGGUGUUCCAACACUUCCCUCUUUCAAGUUUGGUACUUCAGAGAUGAGUAAGCCUCCCAGGAGUGGAUUUGAGGGUAUGUUCACCAAGAAGGAAGGACAAUGGGAUUGUAGCUUGUGUUUUGUCCGAAAUGAAGCCAAUGCUACUCAAUGUAUUGCUUGUCAGAGUCCAAAUAAGCAGAAUCAGCCUUCAUCUGCUGUAUCAGCUCCUGCCUCUUCAGAGGCAAGCAAAUCUCCCAAGAGUGGAUUUGAAGGAUUGUUCCCCAAAAAGGAAGGAGAGUGGGAGUGUGCUGUUUGUUCUGUACAAAAUGAGAGCUCUUCCCUCAAAUGUGUGGCUUGUGAUGCCUCCAAGCCAACUCAUAAGCCUAUUGUAGAAGCUCCUUCAGCAUUCACAGUGGGUUCAAAGUCACAGUUAAAUGAAUCUGCAGGAAGUCAAGUGGGAACAGAAUUCAAAAGUAAUUUCCCAGAAAAGAAUUUUAAAGUUGGCAUUUCAGAGCAGAAAUUUAAAUUUGGGCAUGUGGAUCAAGAAAAAACACCUUCCUUUGCCUUUCAAGGUUCUUCUAAUACAGAAUUUAAGUCAAUCAAGGAUGGAUUUAGUUUUUGCAUUCCUGUAUCUGCUGAUGGGUUUAAAUUUGGGAUUCAGGAAAAGGGAAAUCAAGAGAAGAAGAGUGAAAAACAUCUUGAAAAUGAUCCUAGUGUCCAAGCUCAUGAUAUUAGUGGCGAGAAGAAUGGUAGUGGUGUGGUCUUUGGUCAGACAAGCAGCAACUUUACCUUUGCAGAUCUUGCAAAGUCAACUUCAAGAGAAGGAUUUCAAUUUGGCAAGAAAGAUCCUAAUUUCAAGGGAUUUUCAGGUGCAGGAGAAAAAUUAUUCUCAUCACAAACUGGCAAAGUGGCUGAGAAAGCAAAUACAUCUUCUGAUCUUGAGAGAGAUGAUGAUGCCUAUAAGACUGAGGACAAUGACGACAUCCAUUUUGAACCAGUGGUACAGAUGCCAGAAAAGGUGGAACUAGUAACAGGAGAAGAAGAUGAAAAAGUUUUGUAUUCACAAAGGGUGAAAUUAUUUAGAUUUGAUGCUGAGAUAAGUCAGUGGAAAGAAAGGGGUUUGGGAAACCUAAAAAUUCUCAAAAAUGAAGUCAAUGGUAAACUAAGAAUGCUGAUGCGAAGAGAACAAGUGCUAAAAGUUUGUGCCAAUCAUUGGAUAACCACUACAAUGAACCUGAAGCCUCUGUCUGGUUCAGAUAGAGCAUGGAUGUGGCUAGCUAGUGAUUUCUCAGAUGGUGAUGCUAAACUGGAACAACUAGCUGCAAAGUUUAAAACGCCAGAGCUAGCCGAAGAAUUCAAGCAGAAAUUUGAGGAGUGUCAACGACUUCUCUUAGACAUUCCACUUCAGACACCCCAUAAACUUGUAGAUACUGGCAGGGCUGCUAAAUUAAUACAGAGAGCUGAGGAAAUGAAGAGCGGACUGAAAGAUUUCAAAACAUUUUUGACAAAUGAUCAAGUAAAGGUCACUGAUGAAGAGAACACAAGUUCAGGUGCAGAUGCUUCCAGUGCUUCAGACACUACAGUCAAGCAAAAUCCUGAUAACACUGGGCCUGCCUUAGAAUGGGAUAACUAUGACUUACGGGAGGAUGCCUUGGAUGACAGUGUCAGCAGCAGCUCAGUUCAUGCUUCUCCAUUGGCAAGCAGCCCUGUGAGGAAAAACCUCUUCCGCUUUGGUGAGUCAACUACGGGAUUUAACUUCAGUUUUAAAUCUGCUCUGAGUCCAUCUAAGUCUCCUGCCAAAUUGAACCAGAGUGGAACUUCAGUUGGCACUGAUGAAGAAUCUGAUGUUACUCAAGAAGAAGAAAGAGAUGGACAGUACUUUGAACCUGUUGUUCCCUUACCUGAUCUAGUUGAAGUGUCCAGUGGUGAGGAAAACGAACAAGUUGUUUUUAGUCAUAGAGCAAAACUCUACAGAUAUGAUAAAGAUGUCGGUCAGUGGAAAGAAAGAGGCAUUGGAGAUAUAAAGAUCUUACAGAAUUACGAUAAUAAACAAGUCCGCAUAGUGAUGAGAAGGGAUCAGGUAUUAAAGCUCUGUGCCAAUCACAGAAUAACUCCAGAUAUGACUUUGCAAACUAUGAAAGGGACUGAAAGAGUGUGGGUGUGGACUGCAUGUGAUUUUGCUGAUGGAGAAAGAAAAAUAGAACAUUUGGCUGUUCGUUUUAAACUACAGGAUGUUGCAGACUCAUUUAAGAAAAUUUUUGAUGAAGCAAAAACAGCCCAAGAAAAAGAUUCGUUAAUAAUACCUCAUGUUUCUCAUCUGAGCACCCCUAGAGAGUCACCAUGUGGCAAAAUUGCUAUUGCUGUUUUAGAAGAAACCACUAGAGAAAGGACAGAUUUAACUCAGGGAGAUGAGGUAAUAGAUACAACUUCAGAAGCUGGAGAAACAUCUAGCACUUCUGAAACAACACCGAAAGCAGUAGUUUCUCCUCCUAAAUUUGUAUUUGGCUCAGAAUCUGUUAAAAGCAUUUUUGGUAGUGAAAAAUCAAAGCCAUUUGCAUUUGGCAACAGUUCAGCCACUGGUUCUUUGUUUGGAUUUAGUUUUAAUGCACCUUUGAAAAAUACCAAUAGUGAAAUUACUUCAAUAGUCCAGAGUGGCUCCGAAGGAAAGGUAGAACCUGACAAAUGUGAGCUGUCACAGAACUCUGACAUCAAGCAAUCUUCUGAUGGCAAAGUCAGAAAUCUCAUUGCCUUCGCGAAAGAGAACUCUUCAACUAAUCAUACAUUUAAAACACCAGAAAAGGAACAAGAGAAGAAUGAACCUGAAGAUCCUCCCUCAGAUACUGAUAUUCUCAUUGUGUAUGAACUCACUCCCACUCCUGAGCAGAAAGCCCUUGCAGACAAACUUCUGCUUCCUUCAACUUUCUUUUGUUAUAAGAAUAGGCCAGGUUAUGUUAGUGAAGAAGAGGAGGAUGAUGAAGAUUUUGAAAUGGCUGUCAAGAAACUUAAUGGAAAACUCUAUCUGGAUGACUCAGAAAAACCACUGGAAGAAAAUGUAGCAGAUAAUGACAAGGAAUGUGUUAUUGUUUGGGAAAAGACGCCAACAGUUGAAGAGAGAGCAAAAGCAGAUACUUUAAAGCUUCCACCUACGUUUUUCUGCGGAGUCUGCAGUGAUACUGAUGAGGACAAUGGAAAUGGGGAGGAUUUUCAGUCAGAGCUUCAGAAAGUCCGUGAAGCUCAGAAAUCCCAGAAUGAGAAAGUGACUGAUACAGUUGAUAUUGAGCAUAUAGGUGAAACUGAAGUAACAAACCCUGUUUGCUGUAAGUCUGAAGAACCUGAUACUGAUACCAAACAUACUAGCUCAUCCCCUGUUUCUGGGACUAUGGACAAGCCUGUAGAUUUGUCCACUAGAAAAGAAACUGACGUGGAAUUCCCAAGCCAAGGGGAAAGCAAGACUGUUUUGUUUGGAUUUGGAAGUGGUACAGGCUUGUCAUUUGCAGACUUGGCUUCAAGUAACUGUGGAGAUUUUGCUUUUGGUCCUAAAGAUAAAAAUUUCCAGUGGGCAAAUACUGGAGCAGCUGUGUUUGGAACACAGCCAACAAGUAAAGGUGGCGAGGAGGAAGACGGCAGUGAUGAAGACGUCGUUCAUAAUGAGGACAUCCACUUUGAACCUAUAGUCUCCUUACCAGAGGUAGAGGUGAAAUCUGGAGAGGAAGAUGAAGAAGUUUUGUUCAAAGAGAGAGCCAAACUUUAUAGAUGGGAUCGAGAUGUCAGUCAGUGGAAGGAGAGAGGUAUUGGAGAUAUAAAGAUUCUCUGGCAUACAAUGAAGAAUUAUUAUCGGAUCCUAAUGAGAAGAGACCAGGUUUUUAAAGUGUGUGCAAACCAUGUUAUUACCAAAGCCAUGGAAUUAAAACCUUUAAAUGUUUCAAACAAUGCUUUAGUUUGGACUGCCUCAGAUUAUGCUGAUGGAGAAGCAAAAGUAGAACAGCUUGCAGUGAGAUUUAAGACAAAGGAAAUGACUGAUAGUUUUAAGAAAAAAUUUGAAGAAUGUCAACAAAAUAUAAUGAAACUCCAGAAUGGACAAACAUCCCUUGCAGCAGAGUUAUCAAAGGAGACCAAUCCUGUGGUGUUCUUUGAUGUUUGUGCGGAUGGUGAACCUCUAGGACGGAUAAUCAUGGAAUUAUUUUCAAAUAUCGUUCCUCAAACUGCUGAGAACUUCAGAGCAUUAUGCACUGGAGAGAAGGGCUUUGGUUAUAAGAACUCCAUUUUUCACCGAAUAGUUCCAGAUUUUAUUUGCCAAGGGGGAGAUAUUACCAAAUACAAUGGAACAGGCGGACUGUCCAUUUAUGGAGAUAAAUUUGAGGAUGAAAACUUUGAUUUGAAGCACACUGGUCCUGGCCUACUAUCCAUGGCCAAUUGCGGCCGGGAUACCAACAGUUCUCAAUUUUUUAUAACACUGAAGAAAGCAGAACAUUUGGACUUUAAGCACGUAGUAUUUGGGUGUGUUAAGGAUGGCAUGGAUACUGUGAAAAAGAUUGAAUCAUUUGGUUCUCCUAAAGGGUCUGUUAGUAGAAGAAUUUGUAUCACAGAAUGUGGACAGCUAUAAAAUUUUUCACAGUGAGUUUUAUCUAUAUAAACAGUUGAAUUGAUUGUUACAGACAGUAUAGUAAUUAUGUUCACCUUUUGAAAACAGAUGUUUCCAAUGUAUAAAUGUAAAAUUGUAGCUUAUAGCUGUUGUCACUUUUUAGUGUGUAAUAAUUGAUCUUGCAUGGUGUCAAAUAAAAGUUUAAACACUGGUGUAUUUCAGGUGUACUUAUUUUUAUGUACUCCUGACAUAUCUGUAUUAGAAUGGCAAAUACUAAUUUUGUUAAAAGCAAUAGAAUUUCCCAGACUAUUGAAGGAAUAUGAUAUAUGCAAUCUUAUUUUAAUUCCUGUUAAGAUAUCUGGACUUCCUGCAUGGUACUUACUAUUGAAUAAGGGGACCACAAUGCAGAUAAUUUUAUUUUAAAUUUGAAAUACAUAUAUAUAGUAAUCUUAGCUAUUCCUGUGCUCAUUUAUGUAUACUUACUUAUGAAUGGAUAGAGCCACAGAAGAUAGGAGUUAACCAAAGUGCUCUUCUGUAAUUUUUAUGCUCCUGUAUAGUUAAAAAUUAACUUUUAAGUAGGAUAUUGUCUUUUCUUAAGAUAUAUCGUGCUCUUUCGAAGACAUUAAUUUUUACAUUUUAAAUAAGUUGAUCAUUUCCUUAGUUAGCUUUCUCUUCUUCCUCCUCCCCCAUCCUUCUCCUUUCUUUUCUUUCUUUCUUCCUUCUUUCCAUUCACUUUUCUGUUUCCUAUCUCUACUACCUCAGAAACUUCAGCUUGGUCCUGAUGAUAGAAUUGAAUUUUUCUCUAGUUCUUGUGAUAAAGUAUCAAUAUUUUUAAAAGAUCUAUACCAUGUUCUUUGGUUAAAGAUUUGCUUUAUAUUAGAUUGUUGCAGUACCUUUUUCUGGUGAAUUUUGUAGCAGAAAUAAAGUGACAAUUGAUAACAGCCAUGA
Messenger RNA from Grammomys surdaster, 10209 nucleotides. RefSeq names its product E3 SUMO-protein ligase RanBP2. Gene Ontology annotation, biological process: protein folding; NLS-bearing protein import into nucleus; protein peptidyl-prolyl isomerization. Lineage: Eukaryota; Metazoa; Chordata; Mammalia; Rodentia; Muridae. The record is from RefSeq and is a predicted model, not a curated record. Gene Ontology annotation, cellular component: nuclear pore; cytoplasm. The coding region runs from base 1 to 9282 and encodes 3093 amino acids. Gene Ontology annotation, molecular function: GTPase activator activity; peptidyl-prolyl cis-trans isomerase activity; protein binding. The transcript is spliced from 29 exons.